Messenger RNA from Pseudomyrmex gracilis, 2011 nucleotides. Its product is annotated as glutamyl aminopeptidase-like. Gene Ontology annotation, molecular function: metalloaminopeptidase activity; zinc ion binding; peptide binding. The transcript has 10 exons. The record is from RefSeq and is a predicted model, not a curated record. Lineage: Eukaryota; Metazoa; Arthropoda; Insecta; Hymenoptera; Formicidae. The coding region runs from base 203 to 1714 and encodes 503 amino acids. Gene Ontology annotation, biological process: peptide catabolic process; proteolysis. Gene Ontology annotation, cellular component: cytoplasm.
ACUAAAAAAUGUCAUAGAUUCUGCUUCUUUCAAAACUGUAGUGGUCACUCUGUAUUAUUACAUAAACCUGUAUUGUAUGUGCGUACAAUAGCUGAAAGCAUAUGUUACACAUGAUCUUCCAGUUAAAGACAAUUCACCGUUCAUAUCUCCAAGCUCGAUUUUUAUCGAAUUGUGGCGAAAGAGUGCACUCAGUAUAUUUUACAUGGUCACUGACAAACAUGUCUUCUACAACUUUAUGUUUGAAAAAGCCAUAAACUUAUAUCAUAACAUUUUAUCACGUGAUAGUUAUGCUACACAAUUAAAUUUUAAUAUUUUAUGGAGCAAACUACUAUCGGAGAUGCCUACGCACAAAAAUACGUAUUUCCUAGGAACUUUAACGACUGUGAUAACUUCUUGGACACACGUUGGUUAUCCUAUAGUACAAGUAAAUCGACACAACAAUACACGGACUCUUGAAAUACUGAUUAGAGACUGCUUUCUAAGUAAUAUGAAGAACUCUUGUGUAAGCACGUGGUGGAUACCUGUGACCUACAUAACAAUACAACAGUCUAACAUGACAUAUCAAUGGUAUUUACAACCAGACGAAAACAAUAUUAUAGUUCCGAAUAUUGAAGAAGAUGAUUCUGUCCUUUUUAUGGAUGUACCUGGAUAUCGCGUCAACUACGAUCGUAAAUCUUGGGAGAAUAUUGCUCUCUUCUUGAAACGUAAAACGUCUAAGAUUUUAUCUGACGUGUCAUUAGCCCAAAUUCUCGACGAUGCUUUUUAUUUUUUAAUACAAAAUACAGAUUAUAAUGAAAAUUUUGAUUUAAAUACUAAUGAUAAUCUAGACAUAUUUUUUGAUAUUGCAACCAGUGUAUUUCACGUGAACAAUUCCUACAUAGCUUGGUAUCCUAUAUUUACUGCUUUCGAGUACUUAUCAAAGAUUUAUCCCUUUCCCGAAAGCGCAUACAUCAAGGAUAGAAUUCUGGAUGUAUUGCAUAAGUUUCUUGAAGAUUCGUCGCAUACACCUUCUUCCGAAAAUAAUGUCACUAAUCAGUUAUAUUACGAAGUUUUAAAAUGGGCAUGUAUUCUCGAUAGCAUAAAGUGCAAAGAUAUUGUUAUGGAUGAAUUAACAUGGCAUAUAGAAAAUCUUGCACAAAACAGACUUUUGCAAAGUUGGCAGAAAUGGAUAUUUUGCCAGAGUUUAAUGGUAGAAAAUUCCACGUAUGAGAACUCUUCUAUAUGGUAUACAUUAAAAACCAUGUAUGAAACGCAGUUAAAAGAAGAAGAAAUGUUUAAAUUUUUACCUUGUUCUCGACUUCGCAGCAAUAUUUUCUUAUCUUUCAAAUCCUUUGCUACUACUUUUCUACCAUCUUCUGAACGUAGUGUAGAUUUAAAGAAAAGUGAUAGAGUUUCUUUUGUUUUUACUAUUUAUGCGAAGCAUUCAAAAACUCUUGCGUCGCUGACGUCUAUACUAGAAGAAAUACGUUACAUAGAAAGCGACAUUAACAUAGGUGCACUAAUGAACUGUAUUAUUAACAACAUAUAUUCAGACGAAGGCUUGUCGAUGGUUACCGAUGGAAAGUUCUUACAAAUGCUGAGAAACAGACAUCGUGCGCCAUCUUAUGUUAUUGUCGCCGUAAAACAAAAAGUUGAUGAUCGUCGUGCUUUAUUAGUUAAAGUAAAAAAUAUCUUCUUUCCAAACCGUAAAAUGCAUUUAUUUACAGAGAUUUAAUGGUAGACUUGUAUACUCGUUUUAUUUAUCUUAAAGGAAAAAAUGCUACCAAUUACUUGUUUUUCUCAAUACUUAUGUGACUUGUGUGUAAUAAGUAAAGUUUUCUUUUAUGACAACAAAAAAUAUUUAUUACUUAUAUUUAAAAUCGGUACUACAGUUUACCGAUUUUAAUAUAGUUACUAAUUCGCGCCAGUUGUCCACAAAAGAAAAUCAGAUCGGUAUUAACAAUAAAUAGUUUUUAAUAGUAUAUUUGAUUAAAGUAUUGUUGUAAAGUUAAGUAUUCAAUAAGCAUCUUGC